AUGACUCCUCUGACGACAUUGCCGAAGAAAUUUUCGUCUGGGCACCAGAUCCGACCCCGUGGUGCUCAGCGAGUAAACCCCAUCAAAGCCAUCCAGGACCGGGAAUGGCGACGCAAACAACUGGCUGCUGCAGCGGCGGCUGCCUCGAACUCGCGGGCGGGGAGCGUUGUUAGCGACGCUGGCUCGCCGAAACCGACAGGGCCGACGGGCACGGGCGCAGCGGCCUCUUCGUCACGGCUGCAAUGCCCCAACAAGGCCUGCAAGAACCCAAAUGUCGUCGACGGCACAUGCCGGACAUGUGGUCGGGUUGCCGACGACAGCAACAUUGUGGCCGAGGUGUCCUUUGGCGAGAACGCACAGGGCGCGGCCGUGGUGCAGGGCAGCUUUUUGGGCGCCGACCAGGGCGGCAUUCGGCCGAUGGCGGGCAUUGGACACCGGCGUGUGGCGGGCAACGGCUCGGCCGAGGCGCGCGAGCGGUCCCUGCGCGAAGCCCGCUUGCUGAUGACGGGGUAUGCGCAUCAGCUGCACAUUCCCGACCACACCGUCAACGUGGGCUUCCAGUACUACAAGCUGGCGUCCAGCGCCAACUUUGUGCAGGGGCGCAAGAUCCAGAACGUGGUGGCCGUCUGCCUGUACGCCGCGUGCCGCAAGUCGACGCACGCGAACCCGUGCAAGAUCAUGCUGAUCGACCUGGCGGACCUGGUCAAGGAAGAGGUGUUUUUCCUGGGCCGCACGUUCAAGAAGCUGCUGCAGACGAUUGAGGUGGCCGCACGCGAUGUGCAGCCGAUCUACGUGGAGGACCUGAUUUUCCGGUUUGCGUCCAAGCUCGAGUUCGACACGAUGACCAACAAGGUGGCCGAGACGGCCGUGCGGCUCGUGCAGCGCAUGGACCGCGACUGGAUGGUCAUGGGCCGGCGACCGGCUGGCAUUUGCGGUGCCUGCUUGAUCAUGGCAGCGCGCAUCUUCAAUUUCCGACGCACAGUACGCGAGGUGGUGUACAUUGCCAAGGUCACAAUGGCAACGCUGCAGAUGCGGCUGGACGAGUUCAAAGAACUGCCGUCGGCCAAGAUGACAGUCGAAGAGUUUCUGGCUCACGAUUUCCUGACUGAGGAAUACGACCCACCCUCCAUUUACAAGAAAUCGGACGAGUACCAGGCGAAGCUCAAGGAGAAGCGUGAGAUGCUGAAGCGGAAGCGCGGCGACUCGCGCGCAACCGAGGCUGGGGAGCGGCACGGCUCGAUUGUGUCGGUGUCUAGCACGCCGGGUGCCGCACCCCAACCACCCAAGGUGGUUGAUGCCGAUGGCUUUGCCGUUCCGGCCCUGCCGCCAUCCAAGCAACCGACGUCCCCUGCAGUGCCGACUCCCACGAUCGAAAACACCAACGAAGCCGAAGAUGAAGACGAUCAGCUCGCCGAACUUGUUCAGCAAUAUGGCGACGGUGCAGAUGCAGCUAUGACGCCGCUUUCCGGCAUGGGCUCGCCCUUCCCUGGCUCGGAUGCCACCGACGACACACCUCGAAAGCGUCGGCGCGGUCCUCCCGACGGUUCAUCCUGCCGCACGCUGCCCGUCUCGUCUGGUAGCCGUGGCGGCCAGGACGAUCCCGAUUACGUCGACGACGCCUGGCGCGCAGACGAGGAGAACUUGGAGAUGGAGAUGACGGAGGCGAUCAACUCACCCGGCUGCAUUGAACACGCCCGUGCGUUUGCCAGCGCCGAACAAGCGGCGCAGCGCAUUAUGAUCGGCAUGGGCCGCGCGCCGUCCAAACCAGCGUCGGCCGCGGCCAGUGAGGCCGGCACACCUGCUCCCUCGGGUGCCGACGAGCAAGUGGACGAACCGCAGCCACCCGCCGUGUCGGACAGCCCCGACGUCGAGGAGGACGAGUUCAAGGACGAUCCCGAGGUGCAGUUCUGUCUGCUGUCCGAAGAGGAGGCGGCAGCCAAGGAAAAGAUCUGGAUGAACGAGAACCGUGCGUACCUGCGCAUGCGCCAGGAGAAGGAGUUCCGCGCCAAGAUUGCGGCAGCCAACGGGUCCAAGAAGCAGACCCGGCGGCGGCUGAAGAAGCCCAAGAUCGGGGAAGGCCAGAUCACGCCUGCAUCGACGCCUGGCGCGGCGGCGGUCGAGGCCAUGGAGCGGCGCGGCUUUUCGAAGCGGAUCAACUACGAAGCCAUGCGGAAGAUGCUGGACCGUCCCGCGAGCGGGCGCAGCCGGGCUGGCUCGGUGUCCAUGUUCAGCAGCUACUCACAGAGCCGGGCGGGCAGCUCGAUCGGCAGUGUUAUGGGUGACGAGGAGGAAGAGGAAGGGGAUGGUGUGCGUGGCGCAGCCAAGGGCCCUGAUGCGGACAAGACUGCUGACGCCGAGGAUGACUACGAUGCGGGCGAUAACGAGGUCUACGAGGAGGAAGAGGAGGAGAUUGACCCGUUCGCCGAAGACGAUGCCGUCGAAGAGGAGGACGAGGUGGAAGAAGAGAUUGAAGAAGAAUAG
Sporothrix schenckii 1099-18 is the source of this 2481-nucleotide messenger RNA. Its product is annotated as transcription factor IIIB 90 kDa subunit. Bases 1 to 2481 code for a protein of 826 amino acids. Gene Ontology annotation, biological process: transcription preinitiation complex assembly; DNA-templated transcription initiation; transcription by RNA polymerase III. The transcript has a single exon. The record is from RefSeq and is a predicted model, not a curated record. Gene Ontology annotation, cellular component: transcription factor TFIIIB complex; nucleus; transcription preinitiation complex. Gene Ontology annotation, molecular function: TBP-class protein binding; RNA polymerase III type 3 promoter sequence-specific DNA binding; RNA polymerase III general transcription initiation factor activity. NCBI's taxonomy places the organism in Eukaryota, Fungi, Ascomycota, Sordariomycetes, Ophiostomatales, Ophiostomataceae.